Messenger RNA from Miscanthus lutarioriparius, 228 nucleotides. The record is from the annotation of a GenBank genome assembly. Lineage: Eukaryota; Viridiplantae; Streptophyta; Magnoliopsida; Poales; Poaceae.
AUGGCUGCUGCUGCUCGUGCAGCAGCCUCUGUCAGCCAGAUGUAUACCAGGAAGCGUCCAAGGACUGCUGCAGCAGCUGCUCCAGAUAGCAUUGAUGAUGAAGAUGAUGACCAUGAAGCACAAGUUCAGCCAGAUGCAUCUAAUGCUGAAGUAGGAAUGGAGGUGGAUGGAGACUCGGGUGGAGAUGGAGGAGGAGGCUUCAAUUUGGAUGAUGAUUUGCUUAUUUAG